AUGGCAAGACCGAAAAAGACCCCGAAAAAGACCGAAUCUAAGAACAAGGCUGGGACCAAGCCUAAGACUAAGAAAGGGAAUGUCCAGAGACCUUCUUCGCUCGACCCAGCGCAUGUCGUAAAGUUUCUUGUCAACGAACCGAAUUUUCCGUCUCCUCUUCGGCUAACAGCCAAAGUACUGGAAAAGUGGCUCAGGGCCAUGGACACUGGUGCUUCCAACCAGGCCCGCAAAGAUGUCACAGUGGCGGUGCUUUCUGGGCUGCAAGCUGCAAGCGACCCACCAGUCACUCGUCAACAAUGUGAGGAUUUCAUCCGCCGUCAUGGCGUCAGCGAGACAGACCCUGUUCUUGUCAACUCGUGGUCUGAGUUCAUUGCUUCCCAUUCAGGGUCGGACGAUUUGGAAGAGGAUUGCGCAGAGGAAAUUGGGGCAGGCAAACACAAGGUCAAGAAGCCUGAGGUCAGACUCCGCCAUUACCAUCAACAGCAGUCCGUCUUCCCAAAAACCGCUCCCAGUGUCGCCAGUCCCGUGAGAUUCAGAGUAAGCGUCAAUCCCCAGGACAGAGAGACUCUCCAGCAGCUCGUCAUAGACGAAUUCAACCGCAAGUUUCUGAAUCGGGCAAAAGAAGCCCGGGCAAAACACAUUUUCCGCAGAUUCUCCGGCGCAGGACUCGACGUCAAGAAGCAAUGGGCAAAGGAAAGUGUUUACUGCACGACUAUGCGUUCAUUCUGCCUUAACGGCGAAGAGAUGGCAUACUGGAGCAUCAUGGCCAACGUGGCGGAUUCAUCUGCCAAUGACAAUAUACCCGCGGCCAGAGUCUCUUUUGCCUUGGCGACUCUCAUGUUGGAGAAAUGGGAGCAGCUGCCGGAAGAAAUGCCAGAAUUAGCCUGGGUUAAUAUGGAAUACACGACUUCGACAGGCCUCAAGAGAUUCAAGACGCCAUUGUUGCAACAAAUGUUGAGGCCUCCACGCGAUAAGAGCCGCAAGUUCGAUGUUCUGUCGCCUCAGUACAAGUUUGAGGCACGUGUGCCUCGCCUUGAAACCAUCAUCGACCCUGGCCACAGGAUGCAUCGCACCCCAGGCAGCGCGGAAGUGGAUGCUCAUGCGCAGUUCAAGAGGUAUGCACUUCAGAGUAUCCUCAAGCUCAUGAAGACAUCUCCUCGUGGUGGUGCGGUCGUCAGGACCGUACCUUUGACAUGGCCCAAAUUGGUCACGCAAGGUCUCGCAAGACCACCACGGCCAUUCAACCCAGUUGCCGGCAAGUUCGUGAAGUUGAGAGAGGUUGAAGACGUUCUUGCCUCACAACACGAAGCCAGGUCGAUUCAUCUGAGCCAGGCGCGUACAAAUGAUCGAUUGGUGUGCGUGGUCCGCUACAGCUCGACCACCACGAGAAGCCUCUCGGCCGAUGCAGACCACGUUCGAGAUAUUCUCGUCGGUCUACGAGAAUCCUUCCCCGAGGUCCAGUUCCAUCCUAACAAGCAAGCCGUCAUGGUUCGCGGAUACAACACGAGAAGCAGCUUGACACCUUCCCUUUGGCAUGACAUCGACCAGGAGAUCAAGGUGUCGCGUUACGGUUUCGUGUUCCAGGACUACGAAAAUAAUAAGGUUCUGGACCACAAGAUGCGUACACAAGCCGUUGCUGAAUUGUUCACCAGACAUCUAUCUGGUCAGUUUGAGUUGGCCAAGGAGCUGAAGUUGUCGCUGGCACUUUUCUUGGUUGGUCAUGAUUCGUUGGGGAGCAGUCGGGAACGCAUAGUUGCGUACGUCAAGGACGUCCAUGAAUCAACAGGACAGGGAUUCAACAUCUUCAUCGACGCUUUGUCCGAAGAGACACCAAUAUGGGGCAUGUGA
Aureobasidium melanogenum CBS 110374 is the source of this 1848-nucleotide messenger RNA. RefSeq lists its product as uncharacterized. The record is from RefSeq and is a predicted model, not a curated record. The transcript has 3 exons. Lineage: Eukaryota; Fungi; Ascomycota; Dothideomycetes; Dothideales; Saccotheciaceae. The coding region runs from base 1 to 1848 and encodes 615 amino acids.